Phalaenopsis equestris is the source of this 1363-nucleotide messenger RNA. Its product is annotated as vacuolar protein sorting-associated protein 26B-like. Gene Ontology annotation, biological process: intracellular protein transport; retrograde transport, endosome to Golgi. The record is from RefSeq and is a predicted model, not a curated record. Gene Ontology annotation, cellular component: retromer complex; endosome. Bases 239 to 1138 code for a protein of 299 amino acids. The transcript is spliced from 12 exons. NCBI's taxonomy places the organism in Eukaryota, Viridiplantae, Streptophyta, Magnoliopsida, Asparagales, Orchidaceae.
UUCCUGCCCGACAUCCUCUUCGUUCAACUUCCUCCGAGUGACCGAAACCCUCGCGAUACAGUCUCGACAGGAGCUCGCUGGGAAUGCAACGUCGAGAUCGCAACGUCCAAACACCGAAACUCCCAUCUAUAUCCUUUCUCCGCUUAGCUCCUACCCGAAACCAUUAAGGAAGCAGCCGUUUGCCUUCAUCUUUGUGUGCGGAUAUAGCAUCAAGGCUGCCGGAAGUCAUUCUGUGACUAUGAAUUACAUUAUUGGAGCAUUCAAGCCCCCAUGCAUUAUCAAGAUUAUUUUUUCUGAUUCCAAAACAAGAAAGCAGGCUUCUAUUAAAAAGGAAAAUGGCCAGACAACAAUGGUGCCUCUCUUCCAAAGUCAAGAAACAAUAUCGGGAGAGGUAUCCAUAGAACCUUUUCACGGGAAAAAGGUUGAGCAUAUUGGCGUUAAAGUUGAGCUUCUUGGUCAAAUCGAGUUGUAUUUUGACCGAGGCAACUUUUAUGACUUCACUUCUCUUGUGCGUGAAUUAGAUGUUCCUGGUGAGAUUUACGAGAGAAAAGCAUACCCGUUUGAGUUCUCCACUGUUGAAAUGCCUUAUGAGUCAUACAAUGGUGUUAAUGUGAGAUUAAGGUACAUUUUGAAGGUAACUGUCAGUCGUAAUUAUGUUAGCAAUAUUGUGGAGUACCAGGAGUUUUGUGUGCGCAAUUACUCAACCCCUCCAACGAUUAACAACAGCAUCAAGAUGGAAGUUGGAAUCGAAGAUUGUUUGCACAUUGAAUUUGAAUACAAUAAAAGCAAGUAUCAUUUGAAAGAUGUCAUUAUUGGUAAAAUAUAUUUUCUCCUAGUGAGAAUCAAGAUAAAAAAUAUGGAACUCGAGAUUAGACGCCGGGAAUCAACCGGAUCCGGGCCAAAUACAUAUGUGGAGACUGAAACCCUUGCAAAAUUUGAAUUGAUGGAUGGUGCACCUGUUAGAGGGGAAUCAAUACCUAUCAGGCUGUUCUUAAGCCCAUACGAGCUGACACCAACAUAUCGCAACAUUAACAACAAAUACAGCGUCAAGUAUUUUCUGAAUCUCGUUCUAGUUGAUGAAGAGGAUCGCCGGUAUUUCAAACAACAAGAGAUUACUGUGUAUCGCCUCCUUGAGUAACAACUACUGUUUUUUUCUUUUGGCAUUCUCUUAAUUUGUAUCUGUGUAAAGCUUUUUCAAAUUCUGCACUCUUGAGUUUGAUAUUUACAUUUAUACCAUUCUAAAAUCUGUUUAGUUAAUGUUUGAAAUGCUAUAAUUACAUGUUUGCACAUUAACUUUAUGUCGUUUUAGUGAAUUUGUUUGAGGUGUAAAAAAUUCAGACCAUCCUGUGUAUGGCUUAACCAA